CUUGCCGCAGCUCUCCCGGUGCCACCCGUUCCAGGGAGGCUGCUUGGUUUGGGAAGAUAUUCCCCAGGGGUCUCCCCUUCCCUUGGGGGCGCAGCUGAGGACUGCGAGGUGCGUCCGAGGGCCAGAAAGCUGAGAUCGAUUCUGAGUUCAAGGAUCAAGUCUGCCCUCAAACCAUUUUACAGAUCGGGAAAUCCGAGACCCAGAGAAGGGAUACUCCCGCCCAAGGGCCACCGAGCCGAGAGAAGCCCGGGCCAGGGCUUUCUUCGCGUAUGUGGGAAUGCAGGCGCGAGUCCUUGGGGGGCACAGUCCAUACGGGAGCUGAGGCCGAAGCCGGAGCACUAACUGCUCUCUAGGGGAUCGAGACGGCACUAGAGGGCUGGACUCCUUACUACCUCAGUUUCCCCAGCACUACCUUUGUUGAGGAAAAAGAGAUGGAAAUACUGGCCGAACGCGCUCCUGCUGAGACACAGUCCCACUGUAUUUAGACGCCCCGCACAUCCCCAAAUCUGAUCGAGGCUCCUUUUUUCAAGGACCCGCUAUCUCCCAGCCCUUUAAAAUCCGGCCCUGCCGUUCGAGUCUCUCGGCGUUCCAUUGGAAAGACUCGGGGCUCCAGCUCCCUUCUCUGGAAUGAACUGCUCUUGACUGCCGCCCAGCUUUACCGGAGCGUUAACUGCGCAGGCGCAAGGGCAGCCAACCCAGUAAAUGGAAGAGCCGAGUGCUAACGGCGCUGGGCGGGUCAGGGGCGGAGAGCGUGCUAACCAAUGACUUGAGGGAGUAGGGGCCGGGUUUGGGCCCUCAGUUGCUAAGCGCUACCCGAGUGGGAAGUGGUUCAAGAGAUGGGGUGAAGGGUGGUUCACCGGCUCUUCAAGUCCUCAGCCUUCUGGCCCGCGGAAGUUAAGCAACCAAGAGGCGGGCCUAAGACCGGAAGCAGGAAGGAGGGCGCAGGAAGCAAGGCGCCGCAGCCAGUCGUACGGUCCUUCUGUGGGUCUGUCGGUGCCGAGGGCAGGAUGGAGAAGCUGCGGCUCCUGGGCCUCCGCUACCAGGAGUACGUGACUCGUCACCCGGCUGCCACGGCCCAGCUGGAGACGGCAGUGCGGGGCCUCAGUUACCUGCUGGCAGGUCGAUUCGCCGAUUCGCACGAGCUGUCAGAGCUGGUGUACUCUGCCUCUAACCUGCUUGUGCUGCUCAAUGACGGGAUCCUACGGAAGGAGCUUCGGAAAAAGUUGCCUGUGUCGCUGUCCCAGCAGAAGCUGCUGACAUGGCUGAGCGUGCUGGAGUGCGUGGAGGUGUUCAUGGAGAUGGGAGCUGCCAAGGUGUGGGGCGAAGUGGGCCGCUGGCUUGUCAUCGCCCUCAUCCAGCUGGCCAAGGCCGUACUGCGGAUGCUCCUGCUGCUCUGGUUCAAGGCUGGCCUCCAGACCUCACCCCCCAUCGUUCCACUGGACAGAGAGACCCAGGCACAGCCCCCGGAUGGUGACCACAGCCCUGGCAGCCAUGAGCAGUCCUACGUGGGGAAGCGGUCAAACCGGGUGGUGCGAACCCUCCAGAACACACCGUCCCUGCACUCCAGGCACUGGGGAGCUCCCCAGCAGCGGGAGGGACGGCAGCAGCAGCAUCACGAGGAGCUGAUUGCGACCCCGACCCCCCUGGGGCUGCAGGAGACCGUCGCAGAGUUUUUGUACAUUGCCCGGCCGCUGCUGCACUUGCUCAGCCUGGGCCUGUGGGGUCAGAGGUCGUGGAAACCCUGGCUCUUGGCUGGUGUUGUGGACGUGACCAGCCUGAGCCUCCUGAGUGACAGAAAGGGCCUGACCCGGAGGGAGCGGCGGGAGCUGCGGCGCCGGACCAUCCUGCUGCUCUACUAUCUGCUGCGCUCUCCGUUCUACGACCGCUUCUCCGAGGCCAGGAUCCUCUUCCUGCUCCGGUUGCUGGCUGACCACGUCCCUGGCGUUGGCCUGGUCACAAGGCCGCUCAUGGAUUACUUGCCCACCUGGCAGAAAAUCUACUUCUACAGUUGGGGCUGACAGACCUCCCGGAAGGAGGGUGUGGGGAGGGGUGGGGCAGGGAGCCCCUCUUCCCUAAUAAAACUGACUCCGGCAGUGUCCCAGCGUGCGGCCUCUCCGUGGCCCCGCACCCAGCCCUGGUCGCCACCCGCGUUCCUCCCAGGACCCCCUUGACUGUGCUGUCCUGUGACGAUGCCACUGCAGCCUGCACCUUGUCACUGCUGGGCCAAGAAGCCUUCACUAGGAGUGGGAUCCAGGCUCUUCUCCCACAGAAAGCGGUGACUUCACCUCAUGAAGCCCGGGAAGCCGCUCGCCUCGACAGCCACAGGAGCGAACACUGCUGCUCUCUCACUGGCCCCUGGUGAGGACAGGAAGGCUGAACCCGGGUGAUGGCCGAACGCUGCCCAGCGUGUCUUCUGGCUGGGGCCCUCCGUCUGCCCCUUCUCUGCAGGGCCCUGUGGCUCUGGCAGCCCCAGGCCAUGGCGUUGCCAGCCUCCCUGUGACAGAGCCUGGUGAACAGUGAGUCUGGCUCCCAUGCAAGUGGCACUUCAAGCCCUGCAUCCUCGGUUGAGAGUAAAAGGCUUUUCUCCCUU
Nomascus leucogenys (northern white-cheeked gibbon) is the source of this 2590-nucleotide messenger RNA. It is a transcript of the gene PEX16, whose product is annotated as peroxisomal biogenesis factor 16. Gene Ontology annotation, cellular component: peroxisomal membrane. The record is from RefSeq and is a predicted model, not a curated record. Gene Ontology annotation, biological process: peroxisome organization. Lineage: Eukaryota; Metazoa; Chordata; Mammalia; Primates; Hylobatidae.